Messenger RNA from Polyodon spathula (Mississippi paddlefish), 8599 nucleotides. Its product is annotated as tetratricopeptide repeat protein 28-like. The coding region runs from base 800 to 7867 and encodes 2355 amino acids. The transcript has 22 exons. Gene Ontology annotation, molecular function: protein binding. The record is from RefSeq and is a predicted model, not a curated record. Lineage: Eukaryota; Metazoa; Chordata; Actinopteri; Acipenseriformes; Polyodontidae.
GAAGGGAAGGAAGUGAUUAGUGUAGUAGAAUCCAGUUUUGUUGCUGUUGCAGGAUAUCCUUCAAGCUUUUCUCGCACAAAUUCCUGGGAUUUCUCUGCUUUUUUCCGAUGUUUUUUUAUUUUUUUUAUUUUUUUAUUUUUUUUUUACCCUACGCUGCCGUUUUCAGGAGCGCCCUUUAAUAGUUGCAUUUUGCAUGGAAUGUACUUCAAGAAGAAGAGCCAAGGACUGGAGAAUUAAUCUUAAACCAAUAUAACAUAUAUUUUGGAUUGUACUUGAAAUAUUCCAAGGAAGAAAUAAAAACUGCCUCGGAGGCGGAAGUUUUGUUUACUGUACGUGCAGUGUUACCAAGUCUGGUCCGUUUUUUUUUCUUAUAUAGAAAUAUUUGGGAGUACUGGAAUUCUUAUUUAUUUUUGUCAUAUUAUGAAAAAAUAAAAGCCUCUGUUUAACUGCAGCUCUAAACAAAAAUCCACUGUUUGGUUGCAUUUAAUAAAGAACUUUGCAACAUGACAUUUGCAUUAUAGUUGUUACGCAGACGAAGAAUAUUUAGCAAUGCAACAUUGUAACAAGAAACAUAGUCUGCGGAGUUUCCGAUAAGUGAUUGUCUAUCCGUUGGGUCUGAUUUGACUCCAGAAGAACACCUUUACCGACAAUCUGUUUGCCCCGUGAUCUGCUUCUGUCCUUUAAGAAAUAUGCUGCAAAACUGAAGGAGCAAGCAGCAUGAGUUGCAACUGCAACUCCAUUGAAUCUAAAUCCACCGCCUAUAUAAUAUCUUGAUGGUAUACAUUUUUGAUUUACAAAUAUGAUGAAAUGGCAGCCCCGGAAGAAGGCAUAUUUCCGACAGGGUGUUGCCCUCCAGUACCUCGGGCGCCAUGCAGAUGCGCUGGCAGCGUUUGCCUCGGGCCUGGCUCAGGACCCCAAGAGUCUGCAGCUGUUGGUUGGCAUGGUGGAGGCCGCCAUGAAGUCCCCUUUGCGAGACUCUUUGGAGCCCACGUACCAGCAGCUCCAGAAGAUGAAGCUGGACAAGAGCCCCUUCGUGGUGGUGUCUGUGAUUGGCCAGGAGCUCCUGACAGCUGCCCAUCAUGGCGCUUCUGUUGUUGUCCUGGAGGCGGCGCUCAAGAUCGGGACCUGCAGCCUGAAGCUGCGUGGGUCUGUCUUCUCUGCCCUGAGCAGCGCGUACUGGUCACUGGGGAACACAGAGAAGAGCACUGGCUACAUGCAGCAGGACUUGGAAGUAGCAAAGACUUUAGGUGACCAGACAGGCGAAUGUCGGGCCCACGGUAACCUGGGAUCGGCAUUCUUCUCAAAAGGCAACUACCGCGAGGCGCUGACCAACCACCGACACCAGCUGGUCCUGGCCAUGAAGCUGAAGGACAGAGAGGCAGCCUCUUCAGCACUGAGCAGCUUGGGCCAUGUUUACACAGCCAUUGGGGACUAUCCCAACGCCCUGGCCAGCCACAAGCAGUGCGUCCUCCUCGCCAAGCAAUCCAAAGACGAGCUCUCGGAGGCGCGGGAGCUGGGCAACAUGGGAGCGGUGUACAUUGCCAUGGGCGACUUUGACAACGCCGUGCAGUGCCACGAGCAGCACCUGAAAAUCGCCAAGGAGCUGGGGUACAAGAGAGAGGAGGCUCGGGCCUACAGCAACCUGGGCAGUGCCUACCAUUACCGCCGCAACUUCGACAAGGCCAUGUCCUACCACAACCACGUGCUGGAGCUGGCGCAGGAGCUCGGGGAGCAGCCCAUUGAGAUGCGGGCCUACGCCGGCCUGGGCCACGCUGCCCGCUGCAUGCAGGACCUGGAGCGAGCCAAGCAAUACCACGAGCAGCAGCUGGGCAUCGCAGAAAGCCUGAAGGACCACGCUGCGGAGGGAAGGGCAUCCUCCAACUUGGGUAUCAUCCACCAGAUGAAAGGAGAUUAUGAGACUGCACUGAAACUCCACAAAACUCAUCUCUCCAUUGCUCAGGAGCUCAGUGACUAUGCUGCCCAAGGUAGGGCUUACGGCAACAUGGGGAAUGCUUUCAACGCUUUGGGAAUCUUCGACCAAGCUGUCAAGUACCAUCGUCAGGAGCUGCAGAUCUCCAUGGAGGUGAAUGACCGGGCGUCACAGGCCUCUACUCAUGGGAAUCUAGCAGUAGCCUACCAGGCCUUAGGAGCCCAUGACAGAGCCUUACAGCACUACCAAAACCACCUCAACAUUGCCAGAGAGCUGCGUGACAUUCAGAGUGAGGCCCGGGCCCUUAGCAACCUGGGCAACUUCCACUGCUCCAGAGGGGAGUUUCUUCAGGCUGUGCCCUACUAUGAGCAGUAUCUACGGCUGCCUGCUGAACUACAGGACAUGGAAAGCGAAGGGAAAGUCUGUCAUAACCUUGGCUAUGCCCAUUAUUGCCUCAGGAACUAUCGAGAGGCUGUGAAGUUCUACGAGCAGGAUCUGGCUUUAGCUAAGGACUUGCAUGACAAACUGAGCCAGGCAAAGGCCUACUGCAACUUGGGCCUAGCAUUCAAGGCUCUUGGGAACUACAACAAGGCAGAAGAAUGCCAGAAAUACCUCCUCUCCCUGGCCCAGUCCUUAAACAACUCACAGGCUAGAUUUCGGGCACUUGGCAACCUGGGAGAUAUCUUUGUGUGUAAGAAAGACGUGAACGGCGCAAUUAAGUUUUAUGAGCAGCAGUUGGCUUUGGCCCAUCAGGUCAAGGAACGGAAGCUUGAGGCUAGUGCUUAUGCAGCCUUGGGGGCUGCCUACAGGUUGAUCCAAAAAUACGAUAAGGCAUUGGGUUACCACACACAAGAGCUGGAGGUCUAUCAAGAACUGAGUGACAUACAGGGGGAAUGCAAAGCACAUGGGCAUCUCGCCGCUGUGUAUAUGUCAUUGGGGAAGUACACUAUGGCCUUUAAGUGCUACGAAGAGCAGCUAGAACUGGGGCAGAAGUUGAAGGAUCCGAGUAUAGAGGCCCAGGUUUAUGGGAACAUGGGCAUCACCAAAAUGAACAUGAAUGUCAUGGAAGAAGCCAUUGGGUAUUUUGAGCAGCAGUUGGCGAUGCUACAGCAGUUGAACGGGAAUGAGGCAGUGCUGGACCGAGGGAGGGGCUAUGGGAAUCUGGGGGAUUGCUACGAAGCCUUGGGUGAUUAUGAGGAAGCCAUUAAGUACUAUGAACAAUAUCUGUCUGUGGCACAAAGCCUGAACCGCAUGCAAGAUCAAGCAAAGGCUUACAGGGGGCUUGGAAAUGGACACAGGGCAAUAGGAAGUCUUCAGCAGGCUCUGGUGUGUUUUGAGAAGAGGCUGGUGGUGGCUCAUGAGCUUGGAGAAUCUUUUAACAAGGCGCAGGCCUACGGGGAGCUGGGGAGUCUGCAUAGCCAACUGGGAAACUAUGAGCAGGCCAUCUCCUGCCUGGAGAGGCAAUUGAACAUCGCUCGCGAGGUAAGAGACCGCAUCCUGGAGAGCGACGCCGCCUGUGGCCUGGGUGGGGUUUAUCAGCACAUGGGCGAGUACGACACGGCCCUGCAGUACCACCAGCUUGACCUGGAGAUCUCAGAGGAGACCAAUAACCCCACCUGCCAGGGACGGGCCUACGGGAACCUGGGGCUCACCUACGAGUCGCUGGGAAAUUUUGAGAGGGCCGUGGUUUACCAGGAGCAGCACUUGAGCAUUGCAGCCCAAAUGAAUGACUUGGUGGCCAAAACCGUGGCCUAUAGCAGUCUAGGAAGGACCCACCAUGCCUUGCAGAACUACUCCCAAGCAGUCAUGUACUUACAAGAAGGCUUGAGGCUGGCGGAGCAGCUGGGCCGGAGGGAGGAUGAGGCCAAAAUCCGACACCGCCUGGGGCUCUCGCUGUGGGCCAGCGGGAACCUUGAGGAAGCCCAGCACCAGCUUUAUAGAGCAUCAGCAUUAUUUGAAACGAUUCGCCAUGAAGCCCAGCACAGCACUGACUACAAGCUGUCCCUCUUUGAUCUUCAAACAUCCUGCUAUCAAGCACUGCAGCGUGUUCUUGUGACCCUCGGUCACCAUGACGAAGCGCUGGCGGUGGCCGAGAGAGGCCGCACUCGGGCCUUCGCUGACCUGCUGGUAGAACGGCAGACUGGUCAGCAGGACUCGGACCCUUACUCCCCAGUGACCAUCGACCAGAUCUUGGAGACGGUCAACAGCCAGCGGGGGCUGGUGCUCUACUACUCUCUGGCAGCCGGCUAUCUCUACAGCUGGCUCCUGGCGCCUGGGGCAGGGAUCCUGAAGUUCCACGAGGUGUACCUGGGAGAGAGCAGUGCUGAACCACACGAGAGCAGCAGCUUGAGCCUGCAGAGUGUGAGCAGUUCCACGCUGGAGCAGUACAUCAGCAACGUGAGGGAGGCUCUGGGCAUCGAGUCCCACUACACCAGGCCCUGCUCCAGCAGUGAGACAGAGAGUGAGGCGGGAGACCUGCUGGACCAGCAGUUUGAGGAGCUUCACAACAAGCUGAACUCUGUGACCGAUCCCACCGGCUUCCUCAGAAUGGUCAGCAGGAACAACCUUUUCAACAGGAGCUGCCAGAGCAUGACCAGCCUUUUCAGUAACACCAUGUCCCCAGUGAAAGACACCUCCUCUCUCCCUCGAAGGCAGAGCUCCCUGAACAAGCCCCCUCUGAGAGCCCUCUACGAUCUCCUUGUCGCACCCAUGGAAGGGGGUCUGAUGCACUCCAGUGGGCCUGUGGGUCGCCACCGGCAGCUCAUCCUGGUCCUGGAGGGAGAGCUGUACCUCAUCCCUUUCGCUCUGCUCAAGGGGAGCUCCUCCAAUGAGUAUCUGUACGAGCGGUUCAGUCUCAUCGCCAUCCCCUCCAUCCAAUCCCUCAGCAGCACCGCCAAGUCACAUUCUAAGAAGAACGCCCCCACCUAUUCCAGCCCUACGUCCAUGGCUGCUGUCAUUGGAAACCCCAAGCUACCCUCCUCCAUAAUGGACCGCUGGCUUUGGGGCCCGAUGCCCUCGGCCGAGGAAGAGGCCUAUAUGGUGUCGGAGCUGCUCGGGUGCCAGCCUCUCGUGGGUCCCGCAGCAACCAAGGAGAGGGUGAUGAGCGCGCUCAGUCAGGCAGAGUGUGUUCACUUUGCCACGCACAUUUCCUGGAAGCUGGCAGCGUUGGUCUUGACGCCAAACAGCGAUGGUUCCUCGGGUGGGGGAGGUGGGAAAGGCUCGUACGGGAACAGCUACACCAUCCCGGAAUCGCUCAGGAUGCAGGACGAUGCCAGCGAUGUGGAGAGCAUCACAGAUAGCCCUCCUCUCCAGGAGUUCCUGCUCACAGCGGCCGAUGUUCUGGACCUCCGGCUCCCAGUCAAGCUGGUGGUGUUGGGGUCCUACCAAGAAUCCAACAGCAAAGUGACUGCCGACGGGGUUAUCGGCCUGACUCGGACCUUCUUGGCUGCCGGGGCGCAAUGUGUCUUGGUGUCUCUGUGGCCGGUCCCUGUGGCUGCCUCCAAGAUGUUUGUCCAUGCUUUUUAUUCGGCCCUCCUCAAUGGAAUGAAAGCCAGUGCUGCCUUAGCUGACGCCAUGAAAACUGUCCAGAGCAGCAAGCAGUUCUCUCACCCUUCCAACUGGGCAGGGUUCAUGCUCAUCGGGUGUGACGUGAAGCUGAACAGCCCCUCGUCUCUGAUUGGCCAGGCUCUUAGUGAGAUCCUACAGCACCCCGAGCGAGCCCGAGACUCUCUGCGAGUGCUGCUGCACCUGGUGGAGAAGUCUUUGCAGCGCAUCCAGAACGGCCAGCGCAAUUCCAUGUACACAUCCCAACAGAGUGUGGAGAACAAGGUGGGCGGGGUGCCCGGCUGGCAGGCUCUUCUGACCGCAGUGGGCUUCCGACUGGACCCCACAGCUACUGGCCUGCCCGCCGCCGUCUUCUUCCCCACUGCCGACCCCGGGGACCGCCUGCAGCAGUGCAGCACUACCCUGCAGUCCCUGCUAGGCUUGCCACACCCUGCCUUUCAGGCACUGUGUAAGCUGAUCAGCACCUCAGAAACUGGAGAACAGCUAAUCAAUCGGGCUGUUAAAAAUAUGGUGGGAAUGCUUCAUCAGGUCCUGGUUCAGCUGCAGGCCGGGGACAAGGAGCACGAUUUCACCUCCACUCCUAUCCAGGUGUCCAUCAGUGUGCAGCUCUGGAGGCUGCCGGGCUGUCACGAGUUUCUCGCAGCUUUAGGCUUUGACCUGUGUGAGGUUGGACAGGAGGAAGUUGUACUGAAAACUGGGAAGCAAGCUAGCCGGAGGACCAUGCAUUUCGCUCUGCAAUCGCUCUUGGCUCUCUUUGAUUCUACAGAGCUGCCCAAACGCCUCAGCCUUGAUAGCUCCUCAUCUCUGGAGUCCCUGGCCUCAGCUCAGUCUGUUUCCAACCCCAUGCCCCUGGGGUACCCCAAUCCGCCCUUCUCACCGACCUGCCCUGACAGCAUGGCUUCAGACGCUAUCUCUGUCUACAGCCUGAGCUCCGUCACCUCCUCAAUGAGUUUUGUGUCCAAGGCCGAGAGCACUUCUGAGUACAUGAGCCACAGAGGAAGGCAAGACUAUGAACGGGGUAAAAUAUUUUAUUCUCAGAAAACAUCAGUGCCACGAAGCAGAUCCUCUCCCCACGCCAACGUUUCGGCCAACAAAGACGAUGAGGAGUAUGAAGGGUUUUCCAUCAUCAGCAAUGAACCUUUGGCUGGCAAUUCAGACUCCUUGCCGUUGCCAGCCAGCCAGAAGCUGCUGAAAGGGAAUGAAACGAUGUCAGAAAUGGCCAGAGCUUGCUAUGGUGCGUCCGUGUCUUCCAGAGGGAGCGUCAGCACUCCCACCUCUCCCAUUAAAAUGACUCUGAUUCCUAGUCAGAACUCACCCUUCCAGAAGGUCGGGAAGCUGCCCAGUUCGGAUACUGGGGAGUCAGACCAAUCCAGCACUGAAACAGAUAGCACGGUCAAAUCCCAGGAAGAAAAAACUACCAAGCUGGACCCUGAAGAGCUAGCCCAGAAAAUUUUGGAAGAAACUCAGAGCCACCUCAUUGCUGUCGAGUGUCUUCAGAGGAGUGGGAGCCAGACAAGUUGUGUCAGUGAACCCAUUGGUGGUGCUUCCACGCCUACAGGUGGCUCUGCUUUCAGAUCCUCAGAAAUGAGUGCUUUCAGCAGGCCGCAUAGUGCCAGCCUGAAAAAUCAAUCGUCUCCGAUCACAGUGAGGCCCAAACCUCCGUCGAGAACCUCCUCCCUUCAGAAAGUGAGUUCAGGAUACAACAGCCCGGCCACCUCUGAAACGUCCCUCAAAGACGGAUCAGGUCAACCCUCUCCGACGACGGAUCCCCACUCCUUAGCCCAGUUCAAGCUGAAAUAUCCAACUUCUCCAUACAGCACCCACAUAUCGAGGUCGCCCAGCAACAUAUCCCCCAGCUCAGGUCACCAGUCCCCUUCUGUAAGCAACCCGUCUCCAGAUCUGUCGUAUUCCUCCACCGGCUCAGCGCGCUCCAGUCCUGCGGACGCUCCUGACCUGGACAGACUCAAACUGGCAGCCCUUGACGAGAAGGUGCAGGCCAUUCACAAUCUCAAAACCUUUUGGACCAACACUUCUCAGCACCCCUCAGGGCCAGUGAGAGCAUUGCGAGGGAAUAUUGGCACCUCCAAAAGAGAUGUUCUGAGUCUGCUGAACCUUUCUCCCAGGCACAGCAAGAAGGAGAAAGGGAAGAACAACCUUGAACUCAAAGAACUAGCCAUACAGCAGGGGGAGCUUACCUCACCUCAGAAGAAUCCUCCAAAUGGCCUCAAGAGGGCAGAAACUAAUAAGGUGGUCGCUCCCUCACCCUCUGCAUCUGCAAGCAGCAGUCCAGGAGGGAGGCCUCUCAGACUCCCAUCGGGAAAUGGCUACAAGUUCCUCUCACCAGGAAGGUUUUUCCCAUCUUCUAAAUGUUGAGAUCCUGUGUGGACCAAUGAGACCCUUGUACAUGGAUCGCAAUCCAAAGUUUUUCCGUGUUUCUUUUAAUAACUGAACUCCUCAUACAUUUGAAACCAGGAAAUUUAAGAGCUGACAAGUUGAUAAAAUACCUUGGUAUUUAAACAAAGAAGAACUCAGCACAUGUAUUUAAAGGGCAUUUAACCUUAUAAGGUCUUACUGACAGCUUACACACAUUUUAAAUCUGGUCUCUGUCAUCUGUGACCAUGCUGUGGCCAGAAGCCACUUUAAUAUGAAGACCUACAUACUGAUCAGUAUUUCUUCACAACAUUAACUGUAUGUUUGUGCAGACCAAGUUCGCAAUACUUGGCUCUGUUUAUUUUAUUGUUUUGUUAUUUGGUUUUUGGUUUUUGUAAUUUAAAAUUCUGUGUUUCCCAAGCAGUAUUACGUUUUUUUAUAUUAUUAAAAAAAAAAAAAAAAAAACUGUAUCAUGUAAAAAAAAAAAAAAAGGAUUUCAUAUUUUUAUUGAAAUUGCAAAAGGCACUUGGCCUGAUUUCUUUGUGAUUUAAGUGUUUAUUAAAAGCAUGGAUUCUCCUGUUAUUAAAUGUUAAAAUUUCUAUGUAUUACUUUCUAGCACACAUUUUUGCAAACACGUUGACUUUCCUAAAAAAACAAACUAAAAAAAAAAACAACAACAUCUGCAUCUCUCAGUCAUUUAUCAGUAAAAUGUUUUAAAUAAAAUUGAAUCAGUUU